Molecule: messenger RNA, 4069 nt
Organism: Aphanomyces astaci
Lineage: Eukaryota; Oomycota; Saprolegniomycetes; Saprolegniales; Verrucalvaceae
Exons: 7
Coding region: 69-3671 (1200 amino acids)
Molecular function (GO): protein binding
Source: RefSeq, a predicted model, not a curated record
CCCGAAUCCAUGGUUACAAUGACAGAAACCGACAGUUACAUAAACCGUUUCACUUCGGCGAUCUCGCGAUGCUCCAGCCGAAGCGACCUAAGAAGAAAUGCGUCAACUUGGAGUUGCCGUCCAUCACGCUGUACGAGCCAGUGCUGUCGGUCAAACCCACACGCCACCAUGUUCCCCUCGACGAGGUCCAAGCGCCGACUGAGGGGCUGCAGUCGCCUUCGAAACCGAAAAGUCCCCUUCGGCCGGUGGACAAAGUGGCCACGGCGCUGGGGUCCAAAGCAUCCCACUUGGCGCACCGAGUGAUCAUCCGCCCCAUCUUCGAAGACCGCAAGGAGCUGCAGGCAGAACUCGCGCGGCAGAUCUUGGAGCAGCGCAUGCUGGACGAAGACGAGCUCGAUGACACGUUGCCCAUCAGUGACCACGUGUUGCACCAAAGCCACGACAUUUUCCACGCCAGGGUACUGCUCCCCCUAGACGACAUCGAGCCCCCCACUCCUCGACCAAACCAAGUGGCUCCGGCUGUGACCUCCGUGCCCCACACACAUCGCAACCCCCCGCGCUUGCACUCCCCCACCGUCGACCACAUCGUCCUCUCGUCGCCGUCAUCUCUUCAGUUCUCCUCCUCGCUGAGUUCAUUCGGUGGAUCGUCCGCUCCACCGUCGAGCCUCAAGAUGCAGACAUCUACUUCGUCUUUUCCCGAGUCGGACGAUCGAACGAGCAAUCGGCGGCGGAGUGUGCGUCCCCGCAGUCGCGACAAAUCAAACGACCACAGCCACGCCAUCUUCAUGGUGCCGGAGAAACUCCUCUGCGCCACCAAGCGGGCGUCGCUGCCGUCGUCGCCGUCGGUCGCGUCGUUGCGCCAUCCGUUUCAAAAGCUCCUGCUCGCGGCAUCCCGGCUGUUCAAGGACGACAGCGGCGUCGACGUGGACUGCACAGUCUCGAUACACAUGCUGUCCACAGGGGACGUCACUGUGGCCGUGUCUGAAAUGCAAGUCUCGGUCGUACUCAUGGCCCACGCAACAGGCACGUUGCCGUUUGAGGCCAAGGGACUCACGUUGUCUGCGCACGACGCCAGUACGUUCUUCUUGGACGAAGACCUCGAGGUGUACAGCCCACUCUGGGCCGCCACACUGGCCUCCCACGUCAGCGUGGAGCACAGUCAAGUGGUGCUGCUCCCGCCGACUUCUCGCCACGUCGUCUUGUCCAUGCAACAAGAUGUACCCUCCGAUCUGUCGCCGCACCCGUUACUCGUCCAAGCGGUGGCGGUGCACAAUGGCCUCUGUCUUCGCGUGAGCCCCGACCACGACCUCAAAGCCAAGUCCCCCCCGCUUCAUCUGCACGUGAGCAACACCGAAUUGGCGCGCAUCAUCCUUCGAAUGGACAACAUGCACGUGUCGGCUGACCACGUCGCGCAGUUGACGCAGCAAAAGGCGUGGUGCGCCAUGUUCCUUCGCGACAUGCAUGCCCUGGUAGAGCUCACGCUACGGCAGAGGCAGCUGAGCCCGCUGCCAGUCGAGUCUACAUCGGCCACCACCGCCGACGUUACUGUGUUGAAGGCGUCGAUAGCUGAGGAGCCCGCGCCACACCCACCGUCUACAGCGUCCACACGAGAACCCGGCUUUGCAUCUGAAGACCUCAACGACGUGUGCCGAGUGGCUCAAUCGCUGGCCGAGAUUGUGCUGUCCAACACCGUGUUGUGGCUGCAAAAGCAAGAGGCAGCGCUGCUCUACUCUCGCGCGUAUGUCAAGUCGUUCAGCCGACGACCAGGCGCCGCCGAUAUGGUCUUGGCGUCCUAUCAAGCUAAAGAACACGAGCGCCGCGCGAUGCUGCAGAUUUUGGACGAUUUGGUAGUUCAAUUUCUCCACUACGAGUGCCGAGUGGAGCUGCAUGUGGCCAAAGCCAGUGGCGGGUACAACGACAUCAUUGCCACGCGAAUUCAAUCGGCGUUUCGAAUGUGCGUCGAGCGGCGCAAGUACACUUUACACCAACGCGUCCGCAACUCUGCCGCCAAGUUGAUUCAAACCCUCCAGCGCGGCAUUUCCGCACGGAAACGAUACAUUGAGCGCAAACUGGAGCGAGAGCGGUACCUGUACUUUGGCUUCCGCUCCACGCUCGUGGCCCAAUCCAAGUGGGACAACCCCAGCACCCGCCUGGCCCAGCGCUGCGCCAACAUCGAAGCCCGUCGCGUGACGUUUCUCAUGGGCGUCCUCACCGGCGCCUUCCUCUUCCACAAGCCCAUGACCACUGCCAUGACGAUGCUCCCCGUAAGCGACGUCGUGAGUUUACUCAACCGCCAUGGCCUGGUCGUGGGGUGUCCAUCCAACCUUGGAUCGACCGUCGCCGCGGCUUUCCAACGGGCGUAUGGCUGCCACCACUCGUCGACCGAAGUCGUGUCUGUGGCGGCUGUGCAAACGGCGCUGAUUUCCGUCCUCCGCGGCCUGCAAGACGACACGUUCGGCAGACCUCUGCACCAUGCAUCACUCCUGCCUUCGUCGCCAGAACAAGUAGGUGAGGCAGUUGUUCCGCGAUGGCUUCUCAAAGCCACGCCGUCCCUGCAUGCCGCCAACUUGGCCAAGGUGCUAGCGCUCCGGGAAGCCACCGUCGAAAGCGGCCGGCAGUCGGCGCACUUGAUCGCGUAUCAUUUCCGCGUGGCGGUGCUGCGCCCCAUGUCGUUUGAACAGUGCCGCGACGAGUGGCACAAAGAUAUGACGGCCCGAUACGACGAAUUGUGUCGGUUGGCGCAGUCUUCUGUCGACGAACUGGUCUUGUGGGGGGUGGAGAAGCUGCAAGAAGCCGUGAAAGUGUGGGGAUGGGACCCCGACCCCAUGUUUGAAGUGUUCAACGUGUGCUUGAUUCACCGGUUGGGCAAGCCAGCCCUGCGCCAAAUGGAACUCAAGUUUAAUGAAUUCGCAGCAGCCAUGAACAACCACGCGAAAAGGGUGGAAAUCCACCCGUUGCGUGACGAAAUCGACGAGGAAUUGCAAGGCUUUGAAAAGCUGCUGGCGUGGCGAUGUCUCAACGCCGCGCACGACGACCACGUCACUCCUGCCAGCGAACUCUUGCACGUGCUUCUACGUGGUCAACAUGCCACCGACCACCUUCGGAUGGCGCUAGCGACCGUGCUACCCGUUGCCACGUACUUGGAAAAGGUGGACAUCGCGAUCCGCCUCUUGGCAGACUACGCCAGUGACAGCUACGGGCACUCGAUUGUGCUGCUCCUGUGGAGUUGCUUGGACGCGGCCGAAAACGCAACGUUGGAGGCCGGCCAACUACUGGAGAAACUGGCUAAGCCCUCUGAGACGGGCCUGUCGUCGUUGGCCCGUGCGCUAGAGCUGCUCACAGGCAGCCACCUCUUUUGCCUACUGGAGUUCUGCGUGAAGGUGUGUCCGUUGAACGAACGUGUGCGGGACGCUAUUCGGGCGCACGUGGCGCCAUACGUGAGCGAAGAAGGUCAUGUCCGCGGAAUGAAGCUGGAAGCCCAUCGGAUAUGCAUGACCAUGUGCCACAUGGCCGACGGGCCAGAGCGGAGGCGCGUGGUGGCGUCCCGCUUUGGACAUGCCGAGAUGCAGACAGCGACCGAGUUUUGGGUCAUCUACGAGCGUCUGUUUGGGGAAAUGGACCAAGGGUAUGCCCAAGUGUCGAUGGAGUUACACGCCUCAACAUCACAUUAAUGGACGAGAAACAUUCCUUUUUGAAGUCAAACGAGGCUGCGGUUUGGUGUUUCUUCGCAUUAUAGACAUAUCGCAGGCAGCAUACAGUCACUAGCAACGCACGCUUCGUCGCAUUGAAGGCCAACAUACCGCCUUGGGAUGUGGAAUGGCGUUUAGUUUUGCUUGGGCUUCAACGAGUCGGGGAUGAUGGGGCCAUCGUACUGGUCGGUGGGGUACCCUAGGCUGCGGCGAAUGGGCACGACCACAAGAGGUGCGAGGACGCCGACAGCACCGAGGGCUGUGGCCAACACCACCACGGGCUCUCUGUCAAAGUAAUAGCGGGCAAACUUGGCGGCUCCGGCAAACACCAUGGUCACGUCGUCCUUGGUCGUAAGAGUGGCGGAGGCAGGGGAUGGAGC